Messenger RNA from Cinara cedri, 8249 nucleotides. The record is from the annotation of a GenBank genome assembly. NCBI's taxonomy places the organism in Eukaryota, Metazoa, Arthropoda, Insecta, Hemiptera, Aphididae.
GUCGUCUACAGCGCCCGCACGGCAUCUCGCUAGUCAAUUUUCUAUAGUCACUUGUUUGCGUCAGCCGUUGCAUUAUCAUUGUGUAUGAAGUGCCUGCCGAACAAACAUUAAUUGCUGUAUACUCAUUUUCAGUUAGCUAGGUAUUUCCUACGAAAUCCAUGUUUGGUAUUCAUAUUAUUUAUAAUAUUUUUAUUCUUUUUACAGCUCUUUAUUUUCUUAAUAGCUCAGAAUAAUCAUGUCCGAAAACUUUGGUGAUGCAGUUCAACCGACUGAACUGAAAACAAUUACUGUAGAAAAAAAGGAAAUGGCAGAACGAAAAAUAGCUAUACCUAAGAAAAAGCAAAAUACAAAGACAAAAGCAACUGAAAAUAAUGAACCUGAAACAAAAACUGAUGAAACCAACGAAACUACGACUCGAGACGUCUACACUGCAGGGACAUCAUUUGGUGCCAACCAAAACAUCGUCAACACUUCAGGGACCAUGUUGAGCGCCAACCACGACAACAUCGUCAAUACUAUAUCAAACCAAACCGAUAGCAACAACGAAAAGCAUAUUUUAAGAGUAAUAUUACCAAAAUUGUAUACCGACUACAAUUAUUAUUGUACAUGUCGAAUUUAUUUAUUUUUACACAUUAUUUUGCGGUGUCGAUACGCUCGUGACGCAGUCCCAGAUUCCACGCGCCGAUCUGUUAUGUUUGCACAACGUACGUAGCUCUGGUUACAGAUGUGUCCUGGCUGUGCAUUUUAAUAGAUUAUAAUAUGCCACACUUGCAUUUGCUGUCUCAGUUUCGGAACACAGAAAAUUAUUACGUUACUUGAAUCGAAUUAAAAUUUUAUAGCUAAGUAGAAAUUAGAGUUUAAACACUAAUGAUAAAAUUUAAAGAGGAUAAUAUUUUCGAGAGCAUUUUUUUUUUCAAAAAAAUUAACAGUAAAAUUGCCGUAAUUUUUUCCAUUAGAUAUUUAAAAAAAAAUCAUGAUAUACUCAUGACACCUACUUUUACUGUCAAAAAUAUUAUUCUCUUUAAGUUUUAUUAUUUGUGUUUGGACUCUAAUUUCAAGAUAAAUGCCCCAAUUCAUAAUCUAAGUAGAUAACAUGGUUUUGCUGUGUAGUUACUUAUAUAUUAGACUAACAAGUAGGUAUCUAAGUUCAUUGCAUAUUAUACUUAAUAACACAUUAUUUUAGAUUCCAAGUGGAGCGAAGAAGCUUAUGGUUUUACAAGGAUGUUUAUUUUUUUUAUUUUAUUUUUUUUUUUAUCUGUGCACAACUUUUCUACCGAAAAUUUGGCUCCGAUUUUUAAAUGUUGCACUCUUUGUAAUAGAAAAUCGGACUGGGGAGAUACUUUAGGGAGGUCAUUAUUUGAUUCUCCCAACAUAUGAGAAAAAACUGUAAAACUAUAAUUAAUUAAAAAUAAAGUUGUAAAUAUUUACAAUUAUUUAGUUAUAAACUUUGAGCUUAAUGUAGAAUAUUUUUUUAUAAAAGUUUUAAAAUCNUCAAAACAUGUGUAACCGAAUUUCACUCCGAAUGUAUCAGGUCUUUUUAUUAUUUUUUUUAUCUUUGAACAACUUAAAUCAUUUUUUCUAAAAGAAAAACUGACUAGGGUAGUACUUUAGGUAGGUAAUUUUUUGAUUUUCUUAGCUGCUUUCAUAAUAAAUAGGAAAAAACGGAAUAUAGGUACAAUAUUAAACAAGUAUUUAAGAAAAUAUAUAAUGCUUAUUUAAUUAUAUUACCAUAAUAUAAAAUAUAUAUUGUUAACAAAGCAACACUACUAACCGAACUCUACUCAGAAUCGUUUUUCAUUGGCAAUAGUUAAUCGUUGCGUACAGAUAUACAUUCAAUUCUCUCUCUUUCUUCCCAACUUCUCACCUACAACAGUGGCUCACUUAUCUUGAGAAGUGUGUUCGUAUUUUUUUUUUUUAAUUGAUAGGAAGUUCAUUAUAUGUAGUACCCUUUUUUUAUUUUUAUAUAAGAAUUUUAAUAUCUAAUUUUGACGAAAAUCUUAAAUAUUUCGGCAUUUUAAAAUAUAUAUAAUCGAACUCCUCUUAGAAUCGUUCUUCGUUAGCAAUGAUUAAUUGUUGCAUACAAAAUACAUUAAAGUCUCCUCUAUUUCUUACUCUCUCAACUUCUCACCUAUAACAGUGGUCCACCCAUCCUGCGAAGUAUGUCCGUCUUUUGUUAUCAUUAUUUUGUAAUAUAAAUAAUAAAUACUCAUAAUCUCAAGAUUAUUGUAUAAAUUACUUAUAAAAUCCUUGAAAAAAUUUUGUUUUUUUCAAAAGUCUUUUUCUUUCGCAAAUUUGUCAGUAUCAAGGUUAUACACUAAACGAAUAUACUGCGCGGUCUAUUUAUUAUAUGCCUGUAUGUAGUCAAUAGAUGAGAUUAUAUAAAAUGAAAAUUAUCUACGAUUAUAUGAUAAUUUUGUCUAAAUAUUCUAACCAAAAUUUAAUGUCCAUUUAAAACUAUUAAUGCUUUUCUAAAAUCGAAUAUUUAGUCAAAUAAUAAAUAAUAUACAAAACUGAUAUGUUGAGCUCGAAAAUUAAAUUUUUCCUACUCCUUUUUGUAAUUUUACACGUAUUUUUUCUUUCAUGAAAAACCUUAGAUUGUCUAUCUCAAUCACACACAUGUUAGCUUCGAUAUAUUUUCUGUAAAAUGGUUUUCAUUCGUAUUUCGUGGUCUAUUUUAUUAUACAUCUAAUGUAUAUGCCAUAAACUGUGAGUUAAAUCGUGAUAUCAAAUUAUGUUCUAGCUUAAUAGUGUAAUUCAAAAUACCGCGUGCGAAAAAUUAUAAACCAAUCAGAGACAGCGAGAAAAACCAGUAUUAUAUUUGCACAGUUUGAGACAAAAUUUCGUCUAUAAAUAUCAUACUUAUUUUAUUAUAUCAUAAUCGUAUCUGUUUUUGGCAAUCCUCUGGAGUGCUUGAAUCCAAUUUGGAUAGUAAAUAUUAAUAAACCAAAUAUUAGAUACCAGAUAAUAAAAAAAAAAGAAAUUAAUUGUGAAAAUGUACAUUAGUUACAAAUAAAACAAUUUUUAGUGCCAAAAACUGUAUAUUUUACCCUAUAUAGUCCGAACUAUAUAUGAUUCUUAUAUGCUCGAAACGAUUUUUCCGUCAUAAAAAAUUUGAAUUUAUUUUCUGAUAUUAACACAGAUAUCUGUGGAUAUUACACAAUAAAUAGCUUCGACCAUAUAAACUUAGCUUAUAUGGUCAAAGAUAUAUAGCACAGAUAUAUAACUAUUAGAUAAAUAAUAACUUAUAAUGCGCCCUCUAUACUCUGGCCGAUGCAAUACGAGCACAAGAGUGUAACUGACUCACUUACGUCAUUUUAUCACACCUCGCCUUGUGCGUGCUUCGUUUAAUGUCAGAUUUUUUAUCGCGAGUCAAAGGACACACGGAACCAUUAAUGUACAACUGAGUAUAUUAUGAAGAAUGUGGAUAAUAUACUUUAUACGCCUUGUACAAAUUUUGAACAAGGUGAUCUUGCGAAAGUAUAGAGAGAGCAUAUUAUUAAUUUUUACGAAUACACGAUUCUAGGUAGACACUUGUAAAUAUUUUUAAUAUAUAUUAGUUGAUUAAUUUUCAUUUUUUCAAUUUUAUCUUUAAAAUUUCCUACUCGCAACUCUAUACACCUUGUUAAUACCUAUUAUUCCGUAAUAACAUUACAUAUUUUUAAAAGUAAUUGUUCUGAUUUUGUCCAUGAUUAAAGAAACAGGCAUGCCAGUAAAAUUAUUCUGCGCAUGAAGCGUAUCCCAGGUAUAGAAUAAAUAAUAAAACAUGUAAUAUAUGUAUUUCCUUAUGGUUAUAAAUGAUCACAGGUUAUCACUUUUUAUCACGGUUAUUACAUAGAUUGAAAUAAUGAUUGGACUAAACACGAAAAGGUGGGCAAGUAGUAAAAACAUGGUUAUUGUACCGCUUAUUCCGAAAUUGGGUUACCACGCUAACUACUUAUUUUUGAUGACAUGCCUGUUUAAUUAACCAUGGUUUUAUUGUAAAUUCAUAAUAAUAAACCUAAUAUUUGUACUUUGUAUACCUCUUACCGACAAGUUUUUUUGAUAACAUAGAACAUCAAAGUGGAGCCGCUAGAUACAGAGUCAGAUUCUUGGACAGAUGGAAACAUAAAAAUGGAACUUGAAGAUCCAGAGUAUAGUGAUACUCCGUAUAAUGUGACUCAGGAUCAGAUGGACACUAUCGACGUUAACCAUUUGGUUAACAUAAAAUCUGAACCAACCGAAGUAGAAUUUCCCGAAAAUCGAAAUGGACAUUCAUCAUACGAGUAUGUACAAGAAGUACAACAUUUUGCUGGUACAUCCAAUUUUCCGAUGACAAAUAUAAAAGUUGAGCCAAUGGAAGUAGUCCAUGACUAUCAAACUGAAUAUCCUAAUGUGCCUCAUCAAAGCCAAUAUCUUCAAUACGCAUUUCCUCCUCAGUUCAUUAAUCAGCCGCUGGAUUUGUUUCCGAUAGAACUUUAUUAUCACCAAUAUAUAUCAAAUUUUCACCUCCAACAAGCACUUAAUUUCCAACGUCCUUUCCAAACAUUCAAUUGGACUUUUACACGAGAAGUUGCCCCACCAUCACCACCACCAGCACUGGCAAUUCAACCACAAUUUAAUGAUCAUUUUGCCGUACAAAUGCUACCACCAUUAGUAGAACCGCAAGAAGGUAACUUGCGACCUACUAGAAAGAGACGAACACCAUCAGCUGCCUUUGGAUCUGCUGAAGCUGCUGCUGCUGCUGCUGCUGCUGCUACAGAUACUGCUGUUGCUGAUAUAGAUACUGCAACUGCUGCAGUUGAAAUCGAUAAAAAAAAGAAAAGAAAUUAAUAAAGUACGUUUAUUGAUUUAAUUAUUAACUUGAAAUAUUUCUUCCACAUCCACUCACUUCACGAACGCUUCUGAAAGCUGUCGGAAUUUAAGUAAAAAACCAUCGAUUUUAUUUUUAAAAAAAUCACGUCGGGUUGGUCAUGUCCCACAAGUGAGACAGUGCGAUUUGAAAACAUCUAAUUUACGAAAUAACAAAAUAGUUUUUAAAAUCAAUGAUUAUUUUCUGGAUUAUUAUACUCAAGAAACGUAGCCAGGAGGGUCCACGAAAUCUGGAUCACCCCCCCCCCCUUCACUCAUAUCUAAGCUUCUAAACAAAAAUCAGAUUAUUGAUACAAUUGUUGAUAAUUAGUGAUAAAUUAUGAUUAGACCCACCCCAAAAAAAAAAUUUAAAAUACCUUGGCUACGUAGCUGAUUAUAUAUUCUGUGAUUUUAAAUUCCGAAGAAAAUUAUUCAUAAAUAAUAUAGUUGCAUUCAAAAAAUUUCCCAAUCCGUAUGUGCUUCAAUUUAUUUGAACAUGUGGUUCUUGCAUUAACAUUAGAACUCUGCAUGGACUGGGCUCCAAUCAGAGUUUCAACUCGAUCCGAAGUCUGAUUGGAAUGGUUUGAACUUAACCGUUUUUCGGACCAGAUCAGUUCGGACUCUUAAAAUAAUUCAUAAUUCGAGUGGUUUCAAAUUCGGACCACCCCUACAGCUGUGCGUGGACCCGGUUUUGACCCGAGUUUUUGUCCGAACCUGAUAAGACCAUUCUCAUCCGGACAAAUUAUGGACUUAUCAGGUAGGAUCAUGAAUUCUGACAAAAGGGCCACAUUUUCAGAUUUUUGUAUCGGAUUGGAUUGAGUCAGAUGAACUACAAUUUCUAUCGGGUCUGAUCGGAUUUAAUUUUGUCGGCCGUUCAGAGUACCAGGGCUCUAAUAGAUAAUAAAUAUCAAUGGGUGCGUAAGAAGGAAUUUAUUCUGAGUGUAUUUUACAUUUAUAGUCACAGCAUUAUUUCUUUUUUUUUCACUAAUCGAUUGCAUACUAUAAAUAUAGGUUCAUGUCUUACAUUAUGAUACUGGAUACUAUACUUAUAAUUGAAUAUUCUAAAUAAAUGAUAUAUUAAAAUUAUUAUUUUGGUUUAGAUCUAUUCUGAUAAGAAGAACACCAAGAUACCAUCAUCAAAUAUAUUCUCAACAAUUAUAAAUUACCAAAGAACAAAUUUAUAUAUUCUGUAUCCACCAACUAAUAAUAGGUAUACCUAAUAUUAUAAGAAUUAAAAAUAUAUAAGUUAUAACAUGAAGACAUCUAAAAUAACUUUUGUUCUGUUCAAUAUUUUUAAAUUUUUCUUUUUAGGAUAAUUAUAGCCUAACUUCACUUCCAGCCUUGCACUAAAACUAUAUAUAUAUUUUUUUUUUAAAACUAAAAAUAAAAAAUCAUUUUUACUAAAUCCAAAAUAGAUAUUUUAUAUAUUAUAUAUUUUAGAACUACAUAAUGACGUUACAAAUAUUUAACAAUGAUAAAUUCUUAAUUUUCUAUAAUUUUUUGAAGUUAAUGAUAUCUUAAAUUUUUUUCGGUGUCACUACUAAAUAAUAUCAAUCAAUUGGUCGAUUUGUUCAUGAAAAAUAAUUUUGUUAUUGAUUUUCGUAAACAUUACAAAAUUGUAAAAAGUGAACAAUACGUCAUUACAAAAUGUUGAUAACACCAAUAUUGUAUUAUGAAAUAUAUAUAUAAAUUCACUAUUUUGUAAUAACAGUUUUAAAAAACAUAAAAUAGAGGAAUCAUAGGGCAAGGUUCAAAAAAUGAUUACAAGUAAAAAUUUAAAAAAAUUAAAAGAACAAAAUUCUGUUGUAAAUUACCUAAAAUUCCUACCAUAUCAUAAAAUAAAUUAAAUUAAAUGUAUUUCAGAUGUCAGAUCUUUGUGUUAUACCUUGUAUAAUAAAUAAAAAGCCACAAGUAUUAUUAAAAUAUUAUAUCAUUGUUAUAACUAGUUUUGACUUGAAGCCAUGAUGGCAUCAGAUAGUAAAAGAAUAUUAAACGACAAAGAAAUUAAUUGUCACUAUCUCAAACAGUCUUAUGUUUAAAUUAAAUAUCUGUGUAGUUUACCUAUCUAGCUGUUUUGAAUUAUUAUUAAAAACUAAAAAUAUAUUAAAUCAGUUUAUUUUACAUAUUAAAGAAUUCAAUGUGAUGUCAAUAUCUAUAUGUUAUGUACAAAUAAGGAAAUCAAUAUAAUGCAAUUAUAAAAUAUUUUUACUCUUAAUAUGAGAAUCCAACAAAUGUAAAAAUAUUUUAUAAUUAUUAUGGUGUACUUUGAGUAAAUAUUUUGAUUCCUUACCUACAAGCAUUUUUAAUAAUUAAAAAUUAAAAUUAUUUUUAAUCUUUACCUUUUUUACUAAGUAGCUACUUAUCUAUUUAUUUUUACUAUGUUCAAUUUCAAAACUUUCACUUUUUUUGGUCAGAAUAAACAAUACAAGUCUAUGACUAAUAAUAUUAAGUUGCUUUUAAUUUUUUAUUGGAUUUGUUAAUAUAAAUGUACCUUUUACUUAUAUUAAUGUGUGUUAAAAUUUUGUUUAGUCUAUACUUUGUUUUUACCUUUUACUUAUAUUAAUGUGUGUUAAAAUUUUGUUUAGUCUAUACUUUGUUUUACUAAGUUUGUUUAGUCUAUACUUUGUUUUACUAAGUAGCUAUUUAUCUAUUUAUUCUUACUAUGUUCAAUUUCAAAACUUUCACUUUUUUUGGUCAGAAUAAACAAUACAAGUCUAUGACUGUCUACACACGAAGCUAUUCAUUAGAAACUAAUUACUGAUGAUAAUCACUAACUAGUCCGUUUUGAGUCACAACGUAUGUUAUUUAAUGGAACACAACAGACAGCGCUACUGGUUACUAAUUAGUCACUAACGUGUUAUUGAUCAAUUCGAAGUGAUUCAAUUAUCGAGUCACUUCCGAAUCGCGUCACAUACUCUCGUCGAAUUCUGUGCAUUUUUAAAAUCUAAUUUUUUGUAAUUAUCUUAUAUUAGGAAAAAUAAAAAUAUGAAUGAACAAAUAACUAACGUAAAGUUGGUAGAAGAAGUAGAGAAAGAUCCUAUUUUAUACAACUUUAUUAAACAUUUCUUUCGAUACAUGGAUGAACGCAAAAUCUUCUUCGUCUUCUACUUAUUUAGAUAUAGUAAUAGUAAUAUGCGAUCAUCAUUUCAUCACUAAAAUUAUCCAUAGUGUUGAAAAAUGCUGAUGCAAGUUCUACUUCCAUAACCAACCAGUCAACAGAAUAAACUAGUGGUUUCGAUCACUUUUCAGUAAGCUUGUGUGCGGAUCUGUCAUCAAUGCGUUAGUAAUCGAUAAGUUAUUUACAUCACAAAAUCAGUUUAGUUUUGAAUGAAUAACAGCGUGUGUAGAUGGCCUAGAACAUAAGAAUAAGUUGCUUUUAAUUUUUAAUUGGAUUUGUUGAAAUAAAUGUACCUAUUACCUAC